Messenger RNA from Melitaea cinxia (Glanville fritillary), 938 nucleotides. RefSeq lists its product as uncharacterized. The record is from RefSeq and is a predicted model, not a curated record. The transcript is spliced from 4 exons. The coding region runs from base 248 to 796 and encodes 182 amino acids. NCBI's taxonomy places the organism in Eukaryota, Metazoa, Arthropoda, Insecta, Lepidoptera, Nymphalidae.
UCUGUUAUGUCACAUUUAGAGAUGUAUUUAUUAACAUUCCCUCAUUCUAGCCCAGUCUUUAGUAUUUAUUUUUAACUCGUGCUCGGCAAAACAAUUGUCAAGAUCUCUUUCGCCAAUUGGAAAUAGUUUAUACACAAUGACAGUUAUAAAUCGAUCGACGAAAAUAUUUUACAACACUACGUCUCUCGGGAAAACAUUUUAAUAAUUUCAACAAUCGCUUCUGAGGAUUUAGUUGGAAAAAUUAAAAAUGCUUUUGAUGGAGAACAGUACGUUAAAGACGUUAUUGACGGUAAACGUACUUCAAUCUAUUCUAGUAUUGCUUUCAACUACAUUUCGUAGUGUUCAAGGAACAUUACCCUGGGAUCGAUGGUCGUGGUUGGCUCCUCAAGCACCCAUUGCGCAUUUUUUCCGGAGAUACGAAAAUAACCUAAUGCCAAUUAAAACGCCAAGUCUUAAUUGCGAAUGUCCACCAAAUAAAGAAUGCAAUAUGCAGUAUGAAAUCAACGAAGAUAUGAUUUACUUUCAAAAUCUUAAAGGAAUAAUUAAAGACAAUCAGUUAAAACAACUUCAGGAAGAUUUUGAUAAAAUUAAUUAUCGAAAGAACAACGCUAUAGAAAAAAAAUACAAUGAAACAGGAGUAUCAACAAGAAAAAGAAGGCGUAGUGAUGUUAUUUUAAAUUCAAAAGAUACAGUUAAAGACUGCUGUUGCCCGACAAAAAAUGUUAGAAUACCAGCUUUUAUAACAGACAAGAAAUUCGAUGAAGUUAUAGAAAGAUUAAAGAAAAAACCGUCUUAGUGAAAUACUUUUGACUGAAUUAUUUUUCCUUAAACAUGUAAAAUUGAUUAAUUAAAAUUUUCACUUUUAACACCGCCCGGUAGAAUGUAUAUAUUGUGUUCAUAUAGACGCUGUUUGAAAUUUUAAAAAAAUAGUAAACACU